Molecule: messenger RNA, 2292 nt
Organism: Eimeria tenella
Lineage: Eukaryota; Apicomplexa; Conoidasida; Eucoccidiorida; Eimeriidae
Product: dipeptidyl peptidase IV domain-containing protein, putative
Exons: 10
Coding region: 1-2292 (763 amino acids)
Biological process (GO): proteolysis
Molecular function (GO): serine-type peptidase activity; dipeptidyl-peptidase activity
Source: RefSeq, a predicted model, not a curated record
AUGCCUCAUUCUUUGCUGCUGCUCGCAGCGCAGCAGCAGCAGCAGCAGCAGCAGCCGGAGCUGAAGCAGAGCAAACAGCCGCGACGCCAGCAGCAGCAGCAGCAGCAGCAGCAGCAGCAGCGGCAGCAGCAGCAAAGUUGGCUGCAGCUGCAGGACUGGCAGCAGCUGCAGGCGCUGAAGCUGCUUUCUAGUGAGGAGUGUGUGCUGCUGCAGCAGCAGCAGCAGCAAAAGCAGAAGCAGCAGCUGCUGCAGAAGCCCCAGGCACAACAGAAACAGCAGCAGCAGCAGCAACAGCAACAGUCGAAGCAGAAGCAGCUCGGGCCACCCCCAGUGCUGCUGCUGCAGCUGCAGGACCGCCUGCAGCAGGAGCUGCGCAUCUGCGUGGCGUUGCCUAUUGUGGUUCCCUCUGCGAAGCCGAGCAGCAGCAACGGCAGCAGCAGCAGCAAGCAGCAGCAGCAGCAGGAUGGGGAGGAGCUGCGCUGCCACCUGGCCAGGCCUGAUGUGGCGUUCAGGGUGCUGCCAGAGAGCAGCGGCCUGCGCGUGUGCUCUCUGCUGCUGCCCCCCCAGAACUAUGCCUCAUUCUUUGCUGCUGCUCGCAGCGCAGCAGCAGCAGCAGCAGCAGCAGCCGGAGCUGAAGCAGAGCAAACAGCCGCGACGCCAGCAGCAGCAGCAGCAGCAGCAGCAGCAGCGACAGACGAUGAGGAGGACCUGUACUUCUUCCUGCGGGUGAUUCCCCAGAUCCCAGAGGAGGUGCAAACCAACAGCAGCAGCAGCAGCAGCAGCAGCAGCAAGUGCAACAAAAGCAGCCUGCUGGCCGGCCACCUCGCGCCCCUCUCCAGCCACAUUGUUUGCGCCCGCCUCUCGCGGCAGCUGCUGGAGAAGAUUUCUUUGAAGUUGCAUGCAGCAAAGCCUGAGGAGGAAGAAACCAAAAAGGUUUACGACCUCAACUGCCCCUAUAUCUUCCUCUCAAACCCUCAAGUCCACGGGCAGCACUCUGCAUUCUUCUGCAGCGGAUUGCCCCUGUGGCUACAUGUGCACCACGCAGUGUCGGCCCCCCGGCAGCUCUGGGUUCGCUACAUGCCAAACAUUAGAGAACUGUUUGCUGCUGAUGCUCGCGGGGAGUGCCUGUACCCCGCAGCAGCAGACACUGCUGCUGCUGCUGCUGCUGCUGCUGCUGCGGACCCUGCUGCUUUGGCUGACCUCCGCUACACACUCGAAGCUGCAGCAGACUACACUCUUGAGCAGCUGCAGCAGCAGCAGCCGCUGCAGCAGCGGCAGCUGCAGCACCAGCAGCAGCUACUGGACUCUGUCCGCACUGGCCUGCGCAAGGCUUUCUACUACUACCCCCACGCCACCGGCUGCGGGCAGGUGGUUUUCGAAAGCCAACACCAGCAAACAGUGUUUGCUCGGGUCUUGUCGCAGCUGCUGCUGCCUUCUUUCUUUUCUUUCCCGCAGCAGCAGCACCGCCUGCUGGGGGCCUGCUACAAGCCUGACCCCAGCGUGCACGGGCCGCCACCUUACCGCGGGGUGGUGUCUUGCUACGGGGGCCCUCUGAUGCAGUUCGUCACCAACUCGUGGGAGCUGCACACAGAUCCCAGGGCCCAGGCCCUAGCGAGGCUCGGCUUGCUGGUGAUAAAGACUGACAACCGCGGCAGCGACGGCCGCACAACAGCUUUUGAAAAGUCCAUUUGUUUGCUGCUGGGCCACAAGGAAGCAGCAGACCAAGCAGAAGCAUGUCGCUACCUCGAGAAGCAGGGCCUCCUCAAGCUCAGCAGCAGCAGCAGCAGCAGCAGCAGCAGCAGCAGCAGCGAGGGCGAGCUGGCCAGCGGCGUGGGCAUAUAUGGAAUCAGCUACGGCGGCUUCCUUUCUUGCAUGGCCCAUUUAUUAUACCCCGAGUUGUUUUCCGCGGCUUUCUGCGUAGCCCCAGUCACCUUCUGGGAGGGGUACUCGACCCACUACACUGAGCGUUACUUGUCUUUGCCUUAUCUAAACCCUAGCGGCUAUUUAUAUUCUUCAGUGCUGCCUUUUGUGAGCCCCAAAAGAAAAGAAGCUGAGGGCCGACUGCUGCUGAUGCAUGGAGCAGCAGAUGAAAACGUGCUGCUGCAGCACUCCCUCGUGCUCGCCGACGCCCUCAUUAGGCAGCAGGCGGCGUUUGAGUUGGUGUGUUUGCCUUCUUCUCGCCACGGGCCGUCUUCGCCCCACGAGGCCUCGCUGAUGCGUCGGCGUUUAAUUCGUUUUUUCGCAGAGUCCUUUUUGCCGUAUUGCAAAAGGCCUUGUGCAGAUUCCUCUUGA